Messenger RNA from Schistocerca nitens (vagrant locust), 718 nucleotides. RefSeq names its product glutathione S-transferase D6-like. The record is from RefSeq and is a predicted model, not a curated record. The transcript is spliced from 6 exons. Gene Ontology annotation, molecular function: glutathione transferase activity. Bases 34 to 696 code for a protein of 220 amino acids. Lineage: Eukaryota; Metazoa; Arthropoda; Insecta; Orthoptera; Acrididae. Gene Ontology annotation, biological process: glutathione metabolic process.
AGGCGACAUAUCUUUCAACGUUCGAAAGCAGCUAUGGCGCCAAUAAUUCUAUACGAUUACGACGCGAGCCCUCCGUGCACCCUAGUGCGUAUUGUGGCCCGUCUGGUUGGCGUGGAGCUCAAGAAAGUCAAACUAAAUGACGUCAUACAAGAACUGGCUUCUACUGAAAUGACGCUGAAAAACCCGCAGCGCACAAUUCCGACGCUGGAUGACAACGGUUUAAUUCUUGCUGAAAGCCGUGCUAUCGCUAUGUAUCUAAUAUCGAAAUAUGCGAAGGACGAUUCACUGUACCCGAGUGACCCGUCUACGCGAGCUCUAGUAGAUCAGCGGCUGUUUUUUGACUUCGAUAUCUACGGAGCUAUUGGGAAAAUCUGGUACGCAGUUAUUGACGGAAAACCACCAGACCAGACGUAUGUGGACAAAGUAAACGGUGGACUAGAGACUUGGAACAGAAUGCUAGAAGGAAAGCAGUGGCUCGCAGGGGAUAACAUCACACUGGCUGAUUACUCUGCUGCUCUAAUUGUGUCAACAACUCAGAUUAUUCCAAAAACGGAAUUUAAUCCAUACAAGUACAAAAAUAUUGCUGAGUGGCUCUCUAGAGUUGAGAGCUCUAACCAAAACUACGCAGACGAGAUGAAAGUAUUUCGUGAAGCCGUGAAACCUCAUCUAGACAAGAUACAAAAAAAAUCAAAGUGAUGAUUUUUUUAGUACCCACUGU